Balaenoptera ricei (Rice's whale) is the source of this 1005-nucleotide messenger RNA. Its product is annotated as acetylcholine receptor subunit beta-like. The transcript is spliced from 7 exons. Bases 1 to 990 code for a protein of 329 amino acids. The record is from RefSeq and is a predicted model, not a curated record. NCBI's taxonomy places the organism in Eukaryota, Metazoa, Chordata, Mammalia, Artiodactyla, Balaenopteridae. Gene Ontology annotation, cellular component: neuron projection; postsynaptic membrane; synapse. Gene Ontology annotation, biological process: chemical synaptic transmission; nervous system process; monoatomic ion transmembrane transport. Gene Ontology annotation, molecular function: transmembrane signaling receptor activity; acetylcholine-gated monoatomic cation-selective channel activity.
AUGCCUUGGACUGACUACAGGCUGAGCUGGGACCCUGAGGAGCACGAGGGCAUCGAUUCACUCCGCAUCACUGCCGAAUCCGUGUGGCUACCAGACGUGGUGCUCCUAAACAACAAUGACGGAAAUUUUGAUGUUGCUCUGGACAUCAGCGUCGUGGUGUCCUCCGACGGCUCCGUGCGCUGGCAGCCCCCGGGAAUCUAUCGCAGCAGCUGCAGCAUCCAGGUCACCUACUUCCCCUUUGACUGGCAGAACUGCACCAUGGUGUUCAGUUCCUAUAGCUAUGACAGCUCAGAAGUCAGCCUGCAGACUGGCUUGGGUCCCGAUGGGCAGGAGCGGCAGGAAGUGCACAUUCAUGAAGGCACCUUCAUUGAGAAUGGUCAAUGGGAGAUUAUUCACAAGGCUUCUCGGCUAAUCCAGCCUCCAGUGGAUCCUAGGGGAGAGGGGGAAAGACGGCGUGAGGAAGUCACCUUCUACCUCAUCAUUCGCCGGAAGCCUCUCUUUUACCUGGUCAACGUCAUUGCCCCAUGCAUCCUCAUCACUCUUCUGGCCAUCUUCGUCUUCUACCUGCCACCAGAUGCAGGAGAGAAGAUGGGGCUCUCGAUCUUUGCCCUGCUGACCCUUACUGUGUUCCUGCUGCUGCUGGCAGACAAAGUGCCUGAGACCUCCCUGUCUGUCCCCAUCAUUAUCAAAUACCUCAUGUUUACCAUGGUCCUCGUCACCUUCUCAGUCAUCCUUAGCGUCGUAGUCCUCAACCUGCACCAUCGCUCACCCUACACCCACCAAAUGCCCCUUUGGGUCCGUCAGAUCUUUAUCCACAAACUCCCUCUGUAUCUGGGUCUGAAGAGACCCAAGCCUGAGAGAGACCAGAUACCGGAGCCACCUCCUAUACCUCUCAGGGAUUCUCCAGGAAGUGGCUGGGGUCGGGGAACAGAUGAAUAUUUCAUCCGCAAGCCACCAAAUGAUUUUCUCUUCCCCAAACCCAACAAGUAGUAUCUACUCCCCAUC